This is a messenger RNA of Cuscuta campestris, 863 nucleotides long. Lineage: Eukaryota; Viridiplantae; Streptophyta; Magnoliopsida; Solanales; Convolvulaceae. The record is from the annotation of a GenBank genome assembly.
CAUGUUGGAAGUGCAAGAGGAUAAGCAAGUGAACAUUGCUAGAGGCUCCGCGAGCAACGAGGAUUUGUUUAUCUGUUAAGCAGAGAGCAGUGUAGAUUCCUGGGUCAUGGAUUCUGGAGCUUCAUUUCAUGCUACCCACAACGGUGAAGCAUUGCAGAAUCUAGUUGUUGGGGACUUUGGAAAGGUACGACUAGAAGACGACAAAGCUCUUGAUGUGACGGGCAUGGGUGACAUAGUGCUGAAGACCCCAGUCGGUUUCUGGACUUUGAAGGAUGUCAAAGUGGUUCCAGGCUUGAAGAAAAGUUUGAUUUCUGUCAGCCAGUUGGACGAACAGGGACACGAGGUGAAGUUCGGAAAUGGGCAGUGGAAGGUCGUGAAGGGAAAUCUUGGCAUGGCCCGCGGAAGGAAGAGUGGGUCGUUGUACAUGGUCGGGUUACCGCCUGAGGUAGUGACCGUCCCAGUUCAGAAGAGAAACAAAGUCCGGUUCACAGAGUCUCGUGGGCAGAAUAAGGUUGUCUUUGCAAGAGAGAAACCUAGAGCCACAAGUCAGACUCGGGAUGAACGAGCGAGGAAAGGUUCAAGGAGGGCAGUGAGAGGUAUCUGUGGCAGUGGGAGCACAGGUGGUGCUUCAGCCAAGGUUCCUAAGAAACAAUGGGUCCGGAGAACCAGUAUUCCAGCUGUUGGAACAUCUCCAGUAGAUUUCUUGCUGACUAUGGAGAUUGUUUGUUCUCAGGAUGUUCCAGGAUCUGGCAGUUCGUGGGUGUAGUGGGAGCCGGUAGGGACCGAGGACGAAUCAGGGGUAGUUCAAGCCAUGACUGAUGGGUUGAAACUCAAGAGAGUUUCAACAAAGUCUUCUCGAUGAU